Penicillium expansum is the source of this 1941-nucleotide messenger RNA. Its product is annotated as PAS domain-containing hybrid sensor histidine kinase/response regulator. Lineage: Eukaryota; Fungi; Ascomycota; Eurotiomycetes; Eurotiales; Aspergillaceae. Gene Ontology annotation, biological process: phosphorylation; phosphorelay signal transduction system. The record is from RefSeq and is a predicted model, not a curated record. The transcript has a single exon. Gene Ontology annotation, molecular function: phosphorelay sensor kinase activity. The coding region runs from base 1 to 1941 and encodes 646 amino acids.
AUGACGUUCACUUUCAAUCAGAAUGUCUCGGCACAACAGCUGGCCGACAUCCUACCGAACGGCGUCGCCAUCCUCACCCAUCGAUAUGAACUGGUCUCCGUGAAUCGCCGAUUCCGGGAACUCAUCCCAUGCCCUAGCGUCAACUUCUCCGAGUGUUGGUUACGCUCAGUCCAUCCAGACGACUAUGACCGGGUGUCUACUGGGUAUCGCGAGGUAGCAACCUCCAAACAACCGCUACGUCUCGAAUACCACACGCGCGACCCGGACUCGAUAUGGUGCGUGAUGACUUUGGAUCGACUGGAUGAUAAGGAUGUACAAUGUUUUGGACUAGGCGACGGCGGCGUAUUUAUCUGUACAAUCGCAGAUAUCACCCCGGAGAAAAAGGCAGAACUCCUACAGAGGCAGGCUGCGGAAGAGGCCCAGGAACGCAAGAAGCAACAAGAGCGAUUCAUCGAUAUGAUCAGCCACGAAAUUCGCAAUCCUCUAUCUGCGAUAGUUCAUUGUACAGAGGAUAUUCAAGAGGCAAUCUAUAACAAGAAGCCGGAUGAAAUCUCAGUCACGAACAUCACCGAGGCAGCCGAGACAAUCAGUCUCUGCAUCAGACAUCAAAAGAAAAUCGUCAAUGAUGUUCUCACCUUUUCAAAACUUGACGCGUCAAUGCUGCCGCUGUCACCACGAAAGGUCCAGCCACAACGGCAUCUCACCAUUCCGAUGGCGAUAUUCCGACCUGAACUCCGAAAGCACAAGAUAAAUUUUGAAUACAAGGCCGAUGUUUCCUAUUCUAAAUGUGACAUUGAUUGGGUAAUGGCAGAUUUAGAUCGAAUGGGCCAGGUUCUCGUCAACAUACUCUCCAAUGCUAUCAAAUUCACCGCCCAAUCGGAUGGUCAGCGAUCGAUCCGAGUCUCAGUUGGUGCUUCGGUCGAACGUCCAAGCUCGUAUCCGCCAAAUAUAGUCUUCUUCGAUUCAGGAAAAUCCGCGCUCCGUCAAGACGCGACUAACAAAUCCGAAUGGGGAAGUGGCGAAGUGGCAUAUAUCAUGGUCGCUGUCAAGGACUCGGGUAUUGGGGUCACUGAGGAUGCCCAGAAACGGCUCUUUGAGCGUUUCAACCAAGCAACUCCCAAAACCGAGAGCAUCUACGGUGGCUCUGGCCUUGGUCUCAAUGUGUGUAGGAAGCUCUGCCACCUUCAUGGGGGUGAGAUUGGUGUGAGCUCCAAGAAAUCCCACGGGAGUACCUUUGGGUUCUUUUUCAAAGUGCGCAGAACAACCGGCGAAGGUGUUGAAGUGGAUGAAAGCUUUGGUGUAUCUGUGAUCGAUAAACUCUGUGUUGACAUCCAGACACUGGGAAAUAAAAUGAGUGGUGUCAAUCAAUCCACGGAAGAGCCCCAGAUACCGGAAACCCCCGCCGAAGAUAGCGUCUUUGAGGCACAUCCAGGUGGCCCGAAAGACAAAAACACAAUUCGCACCCACAGUAUAGCCCGCCAGGUCGAGAACGAACAGAUCAAACGGGCAAAUCAAAAUCCUUUGUCUCAUCGUGAUCACGAAAAGCUAACCGGCGACGGUCAGCGUAUUCUCUUGGUUGAGGAUAACGUUCUCAACAGGCGAAUAAUCUCGCGCAAAUUGAGUACACUGGGAUUUGAUAUAUCGGAAGCGAGCAACGGAAAAGAGGCAGUAGAUGCAAAUAAGAAUGACACAUUCGACUGCAUUCUCAUGGACCAGCAGAUGCCUGUGAUGGACGGCAACUGUGCCACGAAAGCAAUUCGCGACAUUGAAAAAGAAACUGGAGGACAUGUACCCAUACUGGGACUCACCGCGAAUAUCAGAGAAGAACAACAACAGGAAAUGAUUGGUGCUGGAAUGGAUGAUAUCAUCCAUAAGCCUUAUGGGACUUCUGAGCUUGUUGAAAAGAUCAAUUGCAUGGUUUCGAAGGAAGGGAGCACAUGA